Salvia splendens (bonfire salvia) is the source of this 1322-nucleotide messenger RNA. Its product is annotated as deaminated glutathione amidase, chloroplastic/cytosolic. NCBI's taxonomy places the organism in Eukaryota, Viridiplantae, Streptophyta, Magnoliopsida, Lamiales, Lamiaceae. Gene Ontology annotation, molecular function: hydrolase activity, acting on carbon-nitrogen (but not peptide) bonds, in linear amides. The record is from RefSeq and is a predicted model, not a curated record. The transcript has 2 exons. Bases 38 to 907 code for a protein of 289 amino acids.
CGCAGUCUUCUCUCUUCACUCUCACUCUCCGCCGCUGAUGGAAGCAGCAGCCAUGGCCAACACGGUGCGGGUCGCCACUGCUCAAAUGACCUCCGUCAACGACCUCUCCGCCAACUUCGCCACCUGCUCUCGUCUGGUGAAGGAAGCAGUCACCGCCGGCGCGAAGCUGCUCUGUUUCCCGGAGAAUUUCUCCUACGUCGGCUCUAAAUCCGGCGACAGCAUCACGAUCUCCGAGCCAAUUGACGGUCCGAUCAUGGAUAAGUACCGCUCUCUAGCUAGGGAUUCAAGCAUCUGGCUCUCGCUCGGCGGAUUUCAGGAAAGAGGAUCGGACGAUUCGCGUCUGCGCAACACGCACGUGAUAAUCGACGACGCCGGAAAUAUCAGGAGCAAGUACAGUAAGAUGCAUCUGUUCGACGUCGAUGUGCCUGGCGGCGCGGUGUACAAGGAGAGCAGUUUUACCGAAUCCGGAGAAGAAAUCGUCGCCGUCGAUAGUCCGUUUGGAAGGUUAGGGUUAACGGUUUGCUACGAUUUGCGGUUUCCGGAGAUCUAUCAGCAGCUGAGAUUCAACCGCGGCGCGGAGGUGCUGUUGGUGCCGGCGGCGUUCACUAAACCUACGGGGGAGGCGCAUUGGGGGAUUUUGCUCCGCGCGCGGGCGAUCGAGACGCAGUGCUAUGUGAUUGCGGCGGCGCAGGCGGGGAACCACAGCGAGGAGAGAGAGAGUUACGGUGAUAGUAUGAUUAUUGAUCCGUGGGGUAAAGUUAUUGGCCGGUUGCCUGAUCGGCUGUCGACUGGAAUUGCGGUUGCGGAUAUUGAUUUUGCGGUGAUUGAUUCGAUUAGGAAGAAGAUGCCGAUCGAUCAGCACCGGAAGCCGAGCGAGUUCUGGAGAUCGGUAGAGGCGGCUUUGUGAGGUGGAACAAGCAGCUCUGUGGAUUUCAGCAUGUUCAUGUACAGCAAUCAAUGGUUUGGUGGACUGCGAAUUGAUUGGUAUCUUGAUGUCUCCACAUCCGUUCAUGUGAUCGAAACAAAAUAAAGGAAAUGAAGAAGUGUAUUCAAACUUGAUCUUGUGAUAUGAUCCUUUGGAAAAUGCAUUAUUGCUAGGUGGACUAUCUCUUGAUGGAUAAUCUCUUCAAACUUGAUCUUGGUGAUAUGAUCCUUAGAUAAAUGCAUUAUUUCUAGGUGAAAUAUCUCUUGAUGGAUAUUCUUGGAAUCUACAUCUAGGUCAUCUUGAAUAUAUUCGUGUUAAGAGGGACUCGAGAAGUGUUGUAGAUUUCUUUUUGUUGAUUGAUCUACAUUCGUUCAUGUAGACAUUCUUGUUUUGUUGA